AUAAACCAAUUCAAACUGAUAUAUCAAUUCAUUAUAUCAAAUGGCGAACUUUGAGAACCUAUCUUCUGAUUUUCAGACAAUGGCCAUGGAUAUAUAUUCUUCCAUGACUCAAGCUGCAGAUCUAAACAACAACAGCAGCAACCUUCAGUUUCAAACAUUUCCUCCUUUCUCCACUUGUCUCGAUUCUUUCUUCCUUCAUCGUCAUCAACAACAAUCACUUGCUUAUCCCGGGAAAUAUCCCGGCAGUGAUAAUAAUCUCUCAACGACUUCAAUUUUGUAUCAUCCCAAUCACAACAACGUCCACGAGACCAAGAAGAGAAAAGAUUCGUUACAAACUUUGUCUUCAUCCGAGAAUAGUAGCGUCUCUGAUCAGCUGAAUAUCAAUACCACCGAAACUGGUUGUUCAAGAAGAGGUAAGAGGUCGAAGAAGCAGAAGAAUCAAGAAGAAGAGAAAGAGAGAGAAGUUGUUCAUGUGAGAGCCAGAAGAGGCCAAGCCACUGAUAGCCACAGCUUAGCAGAGCGGGUACGGCGAGGAAAAAUAAACGAGAGAUUGAGAUGCUUGCAAGAUAUUGUUCCUGGAUGUUAUAAGAGUAUGGGAAUGGCUACGAUGCUUGACGAGAUAAUAAACUAUGUCCAGUCUCUACAAAAUCAAGUCGAGCUGCUGUCGAUGAAACUCACGGCAGCAAGCUCGUUUUAUGACUUCAACUCAGAGACCGAUGCUGUUGAUUCCAUGCAGAGAGCAAGGGCUCGUGAGGCAGUGGAGAUGGGGAGACAAACAAGAGAUGGGAACCCUGUCCUCCAUUUAUCAACGUGGUCCCUUUGACUUCUGUUUUCUCCUUUUCUUAUUUUUAAUAUUUUGCAGAAAUUAUUCUUAUAUUCAUUUGGAUGUAAUAUGUUGUAAUAUGACCCAACCUGGGAUAGUAUUUGUGAUCUAUAUACUUGUAUUUUCGAAAUUAUAUACUCGUUGGUGACUUAUACUGGCUUCUCAUGUAAAUGUCUCAAGGAAGCAAUUCUCUUC
Raphanus sativus (radish) is the source of this 1018-nucleotide messenger RNA. Its product is annotated as transcription factor BEE 1. Gene Ontology annotation, biological process: regulation of DNA-templated transcription. Gene Ontology annotation, molecular function: protein dimerization activity; DNA-binding transcription factor activity. NCBI's taxonomy places the organism in Eukaryota, Viridiplantae, Streptophyta, Magnoliopsida, Brassicales, Brassicaceae. The transcript has 6 exons. Gene Ontology annotation, cellular component: nucleus. The record is from RefSeq and is a predicted model, not a curated record. The coding region runs from base 41 to 823 and encodes 260 amino acids.